AUGAUUAGAAGAAUCUUUUGGAAUGUGAAGAAUUCAUUUUUUGGAGCAGGAAUGCUUAUAUUGAUCCCAGUUCAAUUCAUGUAUUUCCCAGUUUUACUUGGAGUCCCAACAUAUGCAGCAACUGUAUUGUAAUCUGGUUUAACAUAUUAUGAUGAAUAUGACGGAGAUGUUAAUGAAGGAAAUUAUUAUAAAACAAAAAGUGCAUGAUCAUUAUAAAUCAAAUAAAUUAUUCAAGCAUUAUUUA
This is a messenger RNA of Paramecium tetraurelia, 244 nucleotides long. RefSeq lists its product as uncharacterized. The transcript is spliced from 2 exons. Lineage: Eukaryota; Ciliophora; Oligohymenophorea; Peniculida; Parameciidae. The record is from RefSeq and is a predicted model, not a curated record.